AUGGGAGACGCCGUCAUGAGGGAGUUUGGGCCGGCUGCCCCAUUUCUGCGCAAGUCUGACAAGGAACGUCUGGAGGCGCAGACCCGUCUCUUUGACAUGAAGAAGGAGUGCUUUGUGCCCGACCCUGAGGUGGAGUACGUGAAGGCCUCCAUUACCAGUCGGGAUGGUGACAAAGUCACUGUCCUGACUGAGCACGGAAAGAGUGUGACAGUGAAAGAAGUAGAUGUCCAUCCUCAGAACCCGCCAAAGUUUGAUAAAAUUGAAGACAUGGCGAUGUUCACCUUCCUUCAUGAACCUGCUGUGCUGUUUAACCUCAAAGAGCGUUAUGCAGCAUGGAUGAUCUAUACCUACUCUGGGCUGUUCUGUGUCACUGUCAACCCCUACAAGUGGCUACCAGUGUAUGACAAGGAGGUGGUUGUUGCCUACAGAGGCAAGAAGAGGAGUGAGGCUCCCCCUCACAUUUUCUCCAUCUCUGAUAACGCCUACCAGUACAUGUUGGCAGACAGAGAGAACCAGUCUGUCCUGAUCACUGGAGAAUCCGGAGCUGGGAAGACUGUUAACACCAAAAGAGUCAUUCAGUACUUUGCCAGUAUUGCCGCUGUAUCUGGGAAAAAAGAUGCAGCCUCUGAGAAAAAAGGAACCCUGGAGGAUCAAAUCAUCCAGGCUAACCCAGCUCUUGAGGCCUUUGGUAAUGCAAAGACCAUCAGAAAUGACAACUCAUCAAGAUUUGGAAAGUUCAUCCGCAUUCACUUUGGGGUCAGUGGAAAGCUAGCUUCUGCUGAUAUUGAGACCUAUCUUCUGGAAAAGUCUCGGGUAACAUACCAACUGAAAGCUGAAAGAGACUACCAUAUUUUCUACCAAAUUCUCUCCCAAAAGAAGCCUGAGUUGCUAGAAAUGCUGCUCAUCACCAGCAACCCCUAUGACUAUGCCUACAUCUCCCAAGGAGAGACGACCGUAGCCUCCAUCAAUGAUGCGGAGGAGCUAAUGGCGACUGAUGAAGCUUUUGAUGUCCUGGGCUUCACUGUGGAAGAGAAGAACAGCAUUUACAAGCUGACUGGUGCCAUAAUGCACUAUGGCAACAUGAAGUUCAAGCAGAAGCAGCGUGAGGAGCAGGCAGAGGCCGAUGGCACUGAGGAUUGCGACAAAUCAGCAUACCUGAUGGGUUUGAACUCUGCUGACCUCAUCAAGGGUUUGUGUCACCCGAGGGUCAAAGUAGGCAACGAGUGGGUCACUAAGGGCCAGAAUGUCCAACAGGUGAACUACGGCAUUGGUGCACUGGCUAAGUCAGUGUAUGAAAAGAUGUUCCUAUGGAUGGUGGUGAGAAUCAAUCAGUCCCUGGACACCAAACAACCUCGCCAGCAUUUCAUAGGAGUGCUGGACAUAGCCGGUUUUGAGAUCUUUGAUUUCAACACUUUUGAGCAACUAUGCAUCAACUUCACCAAUGAGAAGCUGCAACAGUUUUUCAAUCAUCACAUGUUUGUGCUUGAGCAAGAAGAGUAUAAGAAAGAAGGAAUUGAGUGGACAUUUAUAGAUUUUGGAAUGGACUUGCAAGCUUGCAUUGACCUCAUUGAAAAGCCUAUGGGUAUCAUGUCCAUCCUUGAAGAGGAGUGCAUGUUCCCUAAGGCCAGUGAUGCUACAUUUAAAGCAAAGCUUUAUGACAACCACCUGGGGAAAUCCAACAACUUCCAGAAGCCGCGAGUAGUGAAAGGAAAACCAGAGGCCCAUUUCUCCCUGGUUCACUAUGCUGGCACUGUGGACUACAACAUCUGCAACUGGCUGGUGAAGAACAAGGACCCUCUGAAUGAGACGGUUGUUGGACUUUACCAAAAGUCUACAAUGAAACUCCUGUCAAUGCUCUUUGCAAACUAUGCUGGAGCUGAGUCAGAUUCUGGUGGAAAGGGCAAAAGUGGUGGAGGAGCAAAGAAGAAGGGCUCCUCUUUCCAAACGGUGUCUGCUUUGCACAGGGAAAACCUGAACAAGUUGAUGACGAACCUGAGGUCCACUCACCCCCACUUUGUGCGCUGCCUCAUCCCCAAUGAGACCAAGACUCCUGGGGCGAUGGACAACCCCUUGGUGAUGCACCAGCUGCGCUGUAACGGUGUGCUGGAAGGCAUCAGGAUCUGCAGGAAGGGCUUCCCCAACAGGAUUCUGUACGGGGACUUCAAACAGAGAUACCGGAUUCUAAAUCCAUCUUCAAUCCCAGAGGGGCAAUUCAUAGACAGCAAAAAGGCUGCAGAGAAACUACUGGGUUCUCUGGAUAUUGACCAUAACCAGUAUAAAUUAGGCCAUACCAAGGUGUUUUUUAAAGCUGGCUUGCUUGGUCAGCUUGAGGAGAUGCGAGAUGACAGACUGGCUCUGAUCAUCACAGCAAUACAGGCCAGAUCCAGAGGUUUUCUGGCAAGAGCUGAAUUCCAAAAGAUCCUUGAGCGCAGGGAUUCUCUAUUGGUGAUUCAAUGGAAUGUCCGUGCCUUUAUGGGUGUGAAGAACUGGCUUUGGAUGAGGCUUUAUUUCAAGAUCAAGCCUCUCUUAAAAUCAGCAGAAACUGAGAAGGAGAUGGCAAACAUGAAAGAAGAGUUUACAAAGCUCAAAGAGGCCUUUGCUAAAUCUGAAGCUCGCAAAAAGGAGUUGGAGGAAAAAAUGGUCUCACUUCUCCAAGAGAAGAAUGACCUUCAGCUACACAUUCAGGCUGAGCAAGACAAUCUCUCAGAUGCUGAGGAGAGGUGUGAGGGGCUGAUCAAGAGCAAGAUCAGUCUUGAGGCCAAAAUCAAAGAGCUGACUGAGAGGCUGGAGGACGAGGACGAGAUGAAUGCUGAGCUGACUGCUAAGAAGAGGAAGCUGGAGGAUGAGUCCUCUGAGCUCAAGAAGGACAUUGAUGACCUGGAACUCACCUUGGCUAAAGUGGAGAAAGAAAAGCAUGCCACUGAGAACAAGGUGAAAAAUCUAACUGAAGAAAUGGCAGGCCUCGAUGAAAUCGUUGCCAAGCUUACCAAGGAAAAGAAAGCUCUGCAAGAGGCACAUCAGCAGACUCUAGAUGAUCUGCAAAGUGAGGAGGACAAAGUCAACACCCUCACCAAGGCCAAAGCCAAGCUAGAGCAGCAAGUGGAGGAUCUUGAAGGCUCUCUAGAACAAGAAAAGAAGCUGAGGAUGGACCUUGAAAGAGUCAAGAGGAAGUUGGAGGGUGACUUAAAGUUGACCCAGGAGAGUGUCAUGGACUUGGAGAAUGACAAACAACAACUGGAAGAGCGGCUGAAGAAAAAAGACUUUGAAAUGAGUCAACUCAACAGCAAGAUUGAGGAUGAACAGACAAUGGUCAUUCAGAUCCAGAAAAAAAUGAAGGAGCUACAGGCCCGUAUAGAGGAGCUGGAAGAAGAGCUUGAGGCAGAGCGAGCUGCCAGGGCUAAAGUGGAGAAACAGAGAGCAGACCUGGCCAGAGAGCUGGAGGAGAUCAGUGAGAGGCUGGAGGAGGCUGGCGGAGCCACUGCUGCCCAGAUUGAGAUGAACAAGAAGAGGGAGGCCGAGUUCCAGAAGCUCCGCAGAGACCUUGAAGAGGCCACUCUGCAUCACGAAGCUACGGCCGCCACCCUGAGGAAGAAACAAGCCGACAGCGUAGCUGACCUGGGAGAGCAGAUAGACAACCUGCAGAGAGUCAAGCAGAAGCUGGAGAAGGAGAAGAGUGAACUCAGGCUGGAGCUGGAUGAUGUGGUCUCCAACAUGGAACAGGUUGUGAAGGCCAAGGCAAACCUAGAAAAGAUGAGCAGAACCCUAGAGGACCAGAUGAAUGAAUACCGAACCAAGGCAGAAGAAGGCCAGCGCAGCAUCAGUGAUUUUACAAUGCAAAGAGCCAAGCUUCAGACUGAAAAUGCUGAGUUUUCCAGGCGACUUGAGGAGAAAGACUCUUUAGUCUCUCAGCUGACCAGAGGCAAGCAGUCCUACACCCAACAAAUUGAGGAUCUAAAAAGACAGCUGGAGGAAGAAGUCAAGGCCAAGAAUGCUCUUGCUCAUGCAGUGCAGUCUGCUCGCCAUGACUGUGACCUGCUCAGAGAGCAGUAUGAGGAGGAGCAGGAGGCCAAGGCUGAGCUGCAGAGAUCCAUGUCCAAGGCCAACUCUGAUGUGGCACAGUGGAGAACCAAGUACGAAACUGAUGCCAUCCAGAGAACUGAGGAACUGGAGGAGGCAAAGAAGAAACUGGCUCAGCGCUUGCAAGAUGCUGAGGAAGCUGUGGAGGCUGUGAAUGCUAAAUGCUCUUCCCUGGAGAAGACCAAACACAGGCUCCAGUAUGAGAUUGAAGAUCUCAUGGUGGAUGUUGAACGAUCCAAUGCUGCAGCUGCUGCCUUAGACAAAAAGCAAAGGAACUUUGACAAGGUCUUGGCAGAGUGGAAGCAGAAGUAUGAGGAGUCCCAGACAGAGCUGGAGAGCUCCCAGAAGGAGGCCAGGGCUUUGAGCACGGAACUCUUCAAACUGAAAAACUCCUAUGAAGAAUCUCUGGAUCACUUGGAGACAAUGAAGAGAGAGAACAAGAACCUCCAAGAGGAGAUUUCUGAUAUCAGUGAACAACUUGGUGAGAGUGGCAAGAGCAUCCAUGAGUUGGAAAAGAUCCGUAAACAGCUGGAUCAAGAGAAAUCUGAGAUUCAAGGGGCUUUGGAAGAAGCAGAGACUUCCUUGGAGCAUGAGGAAGGUAAGAUUCUAAGGGCCCAGCUUGAGUUCAACCAAGUGAAGGCUGAAAUUGAGCGCAAACUUACUGAGAAAGAGGAAGAGAUGGAGCAGGCCAGGAGAAAUCAGCAGAGAGUCGUAGACACUCUGCAGAGUUCUCUGGAGUCCGAGACCCGCAGUAGGAACGAGGCCCUCAGGAUUAAGAAAAAGAUGGAGGGCGACCUCAAUGAGAUGGAGAUCCAGCUGAGUCAGGCCAACAGACAGGCAGCAGAGGCCCAGAAGCAACUUCGAGGUCUCCACAUGAGUCUGAAGGAUGCCCAGCUGCAGUUGGAUGAGUCUUUUCGUGCCAAUGAUGAUCUGAAGGAGAACAUUGCUAUCGUGGAGAGACGCAACAACCUCCAGCAGGCCGAGCUGGAGGAGCUGAUGGGUGUGGUGGAGCAGACUGAGAGAGGCCGCAAGCUGGCAGAGCAGGAGCUGAUGAAUGUCAGUGAGAGGGUGCAGCUGCUCCACUCACAGAACACCAGUCUCCUGAACCAGAAGAAGAAGCUGGAGAAUGAUACAACCCAGCUUCAGACCGAGGUGGAAGAGGCUGUUCAGGAGUGCAGGAAUGCUGAGGAGAAAGCCAAGAAGGCCAUCACUGAUGCUGCCAUGAUGGCAGAGGAGCUGAAGAAGGAGCAGGACACGAGUGCUCACCUGGAGCGCAUGAAGAAGAACAUGGAGCAGACCAUUAAGGACCUACAGCACCGCCUUGAUGAGGCAGAGCAAAUCGCCAUGAAGGGGGGCAAGAAGCAAGUGCAGAAGCUGGAGGCUAGGGUGAGAGAACUGGAGAAUGAAGUUGAGUUGGAGCAAAGGAAGUGUAGCGAUGCUGUAAAGGGUAUUCGGAAAUAUGAACGCCGCGUCAAAGAGCUCACUUACCAGACUGAAGAGGACAAGAAGAAUCUCACCCAGCUGCAAGACCUGGUGGACAAGCUGCAGUUGAAGGUCAAAGCCUACAAGAGAACAGCAGAGGAGGCUGAGGAACAGGCCAACACCAACAUGGGCAAGUUCCGCAAAAUGCAGCAUGAGCUGGAUGAGGCUGAGGAGAGAGCCGAUAUUGCUGAAUCUCAGGUCAACAAGCUGCGUGCCAAGAGCCGGGAUGUUGGUCCCAAGAUAGGACAUGAUGAAGAAUGAAGACAUGAGAUGAGGCAUAUUACUUUGUGUACACCGUCUAGAUUUAACAAACUUUGUGUAAAGUCGGUUGACUUAACUCUUCAUUAUGGAGGGAUAACAAAACAUUUACCUCUCUAAUGUUAAUGUCUUC
Messenger RNA from Alosa sapidissima (American shad), 5950 nucleotides. Its product is annotated as myosin-7-like. NCBI's taxonomy places the organism in Eukaryota, Metazoa, Chordata, Actinopteri, Clupeiformes, Clupeidae. The record is from RefSeq and is a predicted model, not a curated record. The transcript has 37 exons. Gene Ontology annotation, cellular component: myosin complex. Gene Ontology annotation, molecular function: cytoskeletal motor activity; ATP binding; actin filament binding. The coding region runs from base 1 to 5820 and encodes 1939 amino acids.